Cynara cardunculus var. scolymus (artichoke) is the source of this 1241-nucleotide messenger RNA. RefSeq names its product rhomboid-like protein 19. Gene Ontology annotation, cellular component: Golgi apparatus; membrane. The record is from RefSeq and is a predicted model, not a curated record. Gene Ontology annotation, biological process: retrograde vesicle-mediated transport, Golgi to endoplasmic reticulum. NCBI's taxonomy places the organism in Eukaryota, Viridiplantae, Streptophyta, Magnoliopsida, Asterales, Asteraceae. The transcript is spliced from 8 exons. The coding region runs from base 94 to 981 and encodes 295 amino acids.
ACAAAUUACUCGGAAUUAAUGUACAUCAAUUUCAUUAUUUGAGCCCUAAGUCAAAUUUACGAUCUCAAUUUACACUAACAGUCUCCGGUUGUCAUGAGUUCUUCGGCAGGUCCGAGCCUGUUUGCGGGAAUUACAAAGCUAUGUAAAGGUCUAGCGGCAGUUCUUGUUUUUGGACACAUUGCUGUUCAGGUCUUCCCUUCUGCCGUUACUUAUGUUGCACUUAUUCCUGCCAGGACAAUUCCUUUUGGCUGGAACCUCUUAACAGCUGGUUAUAUUGAACAAACCGUUCACGGGGUUCUUAUUAGCACAGUCAGUCUCCUUUUCAUUGGGAAGCUGCUUGAACCCAUCUGGGGUUCUGGAGAGUUCUUGAAGUUUAUCUUUGUUGUCAAUUUUUUGACUUCUGUGUGUGUAUUCAUCAUGGCCAUUGUCUUGUAUUACAUAACAAUGGAGGAAGUUUAUCUUUACAUGCCUCUUUCUGGCUUCGGUGGGGCCCUUUCAGGGCUCUUAGUCGGUGUCAAGCAGAUAAUUCCUGACCAAGAAUUGGCUCCACUAAAAAUCAAAGCUAAGUGGGCGCCAUCUAUCAUGUUAUUUCUGUCUAUUGUAAUAAGCUUCUUUACAGUAGAGCCAGCAACAUGCCUUCCAAUGCUGAUAUUUGGCACGUAUAUUGGUUGGAUCUACCUCAGAUACUUUCAAAGGAAACAAGAAACAAAAAUAAAGGGCGACCCCAGUGAUGAAUUUGCCUUCUCUACCUUCUUCCCUGAAUUCUUAAGACCUUUGAUUGAUCCGAUUGCUUCGAUAUUUCAUCAAAUGCUCUGUGGAAGAUCUGAAGAUUCCAACGAGGCCAGGGGCUAUACAGUAGGUACUGCUCCAUUGCCUGGUUCUGAUCCCGUCGAGGCAACUAGGAGAAGGGAAAGGGGUGCGCGAGCAUUGGAGGAAAGACUGGCAGCUGAGCCCCAAAGAGAUGUAACUGAAAAGGUUUAGAUCAUUAAACUCUUGUGUCUAUUCGAAAAGCAGCAGAUCAAGUAUAUCCUGCUGGAUGUUCCAGGUAGCAAUCAGUUUCGGUAGAUCCUAGCCAUUAUUUUUUUGUCUAGCAAUCGAGUUGGCAUAAAUUUUGAGGUACAUAUAGUCACGAGGCUCCCGGAUCUCCAAAUCUGUUUCAAUCCAUAAACUUCACCACCCUCGUUUGGUGUUUACAUCCUCUUCUUUCUUGUAUAACUAAAUGCAAUUACAACAAUCUUUGC